Messenger RNA from Rotaria sp. Silwood2, 375 nucleotides. Lineage: Eukaryota; Metazoa; Rotifera; Eurotatoria; Philodinida; Philodinidae. The record is from the annotation of a GenBank genome assembly.
AUGAAACAACAGAAUCGUAUGGGAAUGUGGCAAAAGAAUUUACGCAUGAUCAGUCAACUUCUAAUAGUAGCCAUUCUCUAUAUGGGUGUCUAUAUACCAUCGGGUAUUAUCCUAUUUAUGAGUGAUUAUUCCGAAAAUGCUCGAUUUCAAGCGUGGACUUACGCUGUGAAAAUUCGUUAUUUAGUUCAUGUGAAAUAUUUGGUCAUAUUUGGAUGUCCAUUCGUGAUAUUCGCCGGUCAAACGGAAAUGCACGAACGCCUGAGAAAAGCAUUUCGUCGACCAUGGCGAUGGCAUGCACGAAAGAGAACACAAGUGUUCCCAUUAACAAAUUCAAAUCUGGCAUGUACCGGAAAAAAUAUAUUCACUAAUUCUUGA